Molecule: messenger RNA, 1264 nt
Organism: Hydra vulgaris (swiftwater hydra)
Lineage: Eukaryota; Metazoa; Cnidaria; Hydrozoa; Anthoathecata; Hydridae
Product: serine protease HTRA2, mitochondrial
Biological process (GO): positive regulation of apoptotic process; programmed cell death; proteolysis
Molecular function (GO): serine-type endopeptidase activity; protein binding
Source: RefSeq, a predicted model, not a curated record
UUCAAAAAUUUGAAAUUGCACAUGACAUGGCAGAAAGUUGUUCGAAAUGUAAAGUUCAUUGGUAGAUAUCUUUCAUACCAUAAUAAUACUUUGCGAGUAAUUAUUCCAAGUUUUGUUGGAGGCUUUUUUUUGGGGGCAAAUACAAAUUUUAAAAUGCCUCAGUGUGCUGUAAAUCUCAAACGUAUUAUAACUCCUGUCGCAGUUGCCAUGGAAAAAGAUGAAAAUAUUAAACGUAACAGCUUUAAUUUUAUUGCAGAUGCAGUAGAUAUUGCAGCUCCAAGUGUAGUUCGUAUUGAAGUUGUGGGAAAACAUUGGAAUGGUCAAAUUAGUAGUGUAGGUUCAGGAUUUUUUGUUACAGAAGACGGAAUAGUUUUAUCGAAUGCACAUGUUGUUAAAAAUGCAUCAUUAAAAGGUUCUCCGACAGUAAAAAUUCACCUUUCUACUGGUGAAACAUAUAAUGGUGUAAUUAUUGAUGUUGAUCCAGUAUCAGACCUUGCAGCAAUUAAAUUGGUAAAUGAAAAACAGAAAAAAUUUCCUUAUCUCAAACUUGGUGGUUCUGUUAGGGCAGGAGAAUGGGUUGCAGCUUUGGGAAGCCCUCUUCAACUUAGUAACACAGUUACAGCAGGUAUUGUUAGUUCAUUGCAUCGUCCUGGUGGAGAGUUAGGGCUCUAUAAUCAAGAUAUGGGUUAUAUACAAACAGAUGCAGCCAUUAAUGUUGGAAAUUCUGGCGGUCCUCUCAUCAAUUUGGAGGGAGAGGUAAUUGGAAUUAAUUGUUUCACAGUACAACAAGCUGCAGGUAUCUCUUUUGCAAUUCCAGCAAACGUGGUAAAAGAGUUUCUUAAAGAAGCAUUGAACAAAGACUCCUCGAAUACAAUGAAAAAAAAGUUUUACAUUGGGAUAUCAAUGUUGAGUCUUUCACCUGACAUACUUUUGGCUUUGCAACAAAGAAACCCAGAAUUUAACUCUCUUAAAGGAGGAGUCUUAGUUGCUCGAAUUAAUUCAGGGUCUCCUUCUGAAAGGAGUGGUUUGUUAAUUGGCGAUGUCAUUUUAUCAAUUAAUGGAAAACCUGUCAAGUCUUCUAGAGAUGUUUAUAAUGAAGUGUGCCGAGGUGCAAAUCUUGUCAUGCAAAUUCAGAGAAAAUCUCAAACUUUAUCCAUUAACGUUUCCCCAGAAAUAUCUAGUAAUCUAUAGUAAUUUUAUAUGCGUGAAACUUUUUUUGAUCUGACAAGAAAGUUUUUUUUGAUAUUAUGCUAUAAUUGUUUUA